Plasmodium knowlesi strain H is the source of this 546-nucleotide messenger RNA. Its product is annotated as V-type proton ATPase 21 kDa proteolipid subunit, putative. Bases 1 to 546 code for a protein of 181 amino acids. Lineage: Eukaryota; Apicomplexa; Aconoidasida; Haemosporida; Plasmodiidae. The transcript has 5 exons. Gene Ontology annotation, cellular component: proton-transporting V-type ATPase, V0 domain. Gene Ontology annotation, molecular function: proton-transporting ATPase activity, rotational mechanism. The record is from RefSeq and is a predicted model, not a curated record. Gene Ontology annotation, biological process: proton transmembrane transport.
AUGUAUAACUCGUGGUUUGAAAUCAUUCGGUCCAUUUCGCCCUACAACUGGGCUAUGCUGGGCAUUGCAAUGGCCCUAUUCCUCUCCAUCAUUGGCGCAGCAUGGGGAAUAUUCGUAUGCGGGACGAGCAUUGUAGGAGCCUCAGUGAAGUCCCCACGUAUCAUUUCGAAAAAUUUGAUUUCCAUUAUAUUUUGUGAAGCACUAGGCAUGUAUGGAGUCAUCACCGCAGUUUUUCUUCAAAUUAAGUUUAGCGGACUCAACAAGGAAGUGCACGCCCCACUGGUGCUAACAACCAAGACGGAUGCACUUAUUAUGAACACUAUCAGAGGGGGAUGGGCCCUGUUUGCAAGUGGUCUAACGGCGGGUCUAUCCAACCUCGUUUCUGGCGUUUCCGUAGGAAUAACGGGCAGCUCAUGUGCCUUGGGAGAUGCACACAAUUCGGAUCUGUUCGUUCGAAUGCUGAUGAUUGAAAUAUGCGCUAGCGUUAUAGGGCUGUACGGAUUAAUCGUGGCAAUUGUGUCCAUCGGGGAUAUUCAACUGACUUAA